Leopardus geoffroyi (Geoffroy's cat) is the source of this 1927-nucleotide messenger RNA. It is a transcript of the gene GCNA, whose product is annotated as germ cell nuclear acidic peptidase. The record is from RefSeq and is a predicted model, not a curated record. The coding region runs from base 53 to 1588 and encodes 511 amino acids. Gene Ontology annotation, cellular component: nucleus. Lineage: Eukaryota; Metazoa; Chordata; Mammalia; Carnivora; Felidae. The transcript is spliced from 12 exons.
UGGGCCUGUUGCUGCAAGACCUCCUGGGGCUGAGGGGGGAGGCUGGACGGACAUGGACAUGUCGGAAGAAGUACCUGGCCAAUCUAAGAUUGAAGAAGAUGCUUGGUGGAUUGCGGAUGAAUGUCAUGGAGGGAUGUCCGGUCAGCUGCUGUCUGGAGAAGUGAAGGAUCUCAAGCCAGAACAUGCUUUGGCGUCGACUCAGGCAUUACUGUGCAGCUGUAAUGUGCCAGGCAGCCUGCCACAGGAGGGCUGCAUCAUUAUUGUGGACUCAGACAGCGACGAAGAAUUGGAGCCCUUUGUGACCAAAAAGAAGCAGCAGAAACAGAACAUUAGCUGUGUGGUGAUUGACUCAGACUCUGAGGAUGAGUACUUCCGUGAGAACGUCAGAGCUCAGGCAUAUGAAAUAAGCAGUGAAGAUGAAGUUCUAUAUGUGUCUUCUAACAUUGAGAAGCCUGCCAUCGAUGAGCCUCCAAUAGUUAUUUCUGAUGAUGAUAGUGAUUUCGAGGGCCCCGUGAUGAUCAUAGAUGACAAUUUGUGUGGUCAGGGCCAAAGCUCCUCAAAUGAAAAAGAGAUGGAGGCCUUUGAUGUCUGCCAGCACAAUUCAUCUGCUGGUGUUGCUGAGCUGGGCAGUGGUGAAAAUCUCUGCCCACCGCCAGGUGCUGCUGAGACUGAGGUGGAGAUUGCAAAUGAAGAGCCAGCACCUGUGGUGGAGCAAACAAGGAAAAGGAAGAGCAAAACCAAAAAUAUAUGUGUGGUGCCCGCUGUUACAGCACCAAAAACACGUGGGCCUUCAAAGAAUUUUGCUUCUAAGAGGAAGCCCCAUGCAGCAAAAUGUGACAAAAGCCACACUGGGCAUUCCGUUUGUGAAAUACCUGGAUGUUUCUUGCAUGACGUGGAAAAGGCAAAGCAGUAUUCUGGAAGGAAGUUCAAGAAAAAUAAGGACAGCCUGGUUCAGGAAAUGUACAGUCUGUUUAACAGAUCUGUCUUUGACCAAAAGCUGCCAGAGAAAAUCGAUAUCGGCUGGAAUAAGAAGAUGCUGAGAACUGCUGGCUUGUGCACCACUGGCGAGACACGGUACCCGAAGAAGGAGCGUUACGCGAAGAUCCAGAUUUCUCUGAAAGUCUGCGACUCCGCAGACCGCCUUCGGGAUACUUUGAUCCAUGAAAUCUGCCACGCGGCCUCCUGGCUGAUUGAUGGUGUUCGUGAUUCUCAUGGCGACUCAUGGAAGUUUUAUGCCAAAAAAUCGAACCUGGUGCACCCAGAGCUGCCCCUGGUCACCCGUUGCCAUAACUACAAGAUUAACUACAAGAUUCAUUAUGAAUGCACUCAGUGCAAAGCCAGAGUCGGCCGUUACACCAAAUCAUUGAACACUGACCGCUUUAUCUGUGCCAAGUGCAAGGGGACUCUGGUCAUGCUGCCGCUAACUCGUAAGGAUGGGACCCCCAUUGCGCCCCAUGUGAGACCAUUUGCCAAGUAUGUGCAGGAGAAUUAUAGAUUGGUUAAGCAGUCAGCGGAAGGGCUAAGCCAUGGCGAUGUGAUGAGACAGCUUAGCAAGGAUUAUGCCCUUAAGCAUAAGCGAAAUCCUUAAGGUUAUCUGAGACUAUACUUGUGCGAGCUGAGUCCUCCACUGCUAAGAAGUUUUAGAAAACAUUUGUUUCUGCAAUGAAUACUAGGAUUUAAGUGCGUUUUUAUAGCUUCAUAGUGUAGUGAUGAUUGUUCUUAACUAAGGAUUCUGUUGGUAACCAUUCUGUGCCUUUGACAGUACUCAGAAGCCCUUUGGGUCCACCUUGGGUGUUACUUAGACUCCAUAGUUUUAAGACAUAGAACAAAAUACAGUAAGAGAAGCACAUAGUUUUAAGACUAAGACAUAGAACAAGAUACAAUAAGAGAAACCCAUAGUGUUAAGACGUAGAAUAAGAUAUAGUAA